AUGGCUUCGUUGGUUGCUUCCUUGAAACUCGUGCUUUGGUGCGGGCACCAUCUCGGCACAGCAACCAUCCGCGACACUGCCCAGGCCAUCGAGACGGGCGUCGAGGCCACCGCCCGCCGACUGCUGCUCCUCCACUGGGACGACCUGCCCCCCUGGCGGCGCGACAACCCCUCCAUCCGGUCGGGCUACCGGCCCACCUCCAACUCCUUCUUCGCCUCCCUUCACAGCCUGCUCUACCUGCACAACGAGUCGGUCAACAUCUGGACCCACCUCCUCGGCGCGGCCGCCGUGGCCGUCGGCGCCGCCUGGGCGUACGGCUUCCUCCUGGAAGAGGUCAUCGCCCCUCGCUACGCGACGGCCAGCAGCGCCGACGCCCUGGUGUUUGCCUGCUUCUUUGCCGGCGCCUUCUGCUGUCUCGGGAUGAGCGCCGCGUAUCACACGCUGUCCAACCACAGCGAGGAGGUGGCCAAGUGGGGGAACAAGCUCGACUACACCGGCAUCGUGUUCUUGAUCGUGGGGAGUUAUGUGCCGGCGUUGUGGUAUGGCUUCUUUUGCUGGGCCAAGUGGUUGACCUUUUACCUGGGGGCCAUCGCGCUGCUUGGGCUGGGCUGCUUGGUGGUGUCGUGGUUUGAGCACUUCCGCACACCGGCAUGGCGGCCGUACAGGGCACUGAUGUUUGUUGGGCUGGGGCUCUCCGGCGUCGUGCCUGUCUUGCACGGCCUCACUUUCUACGGGUACCGCGAGCUCGACCAGAGGAUGGGGCUCAGUUGGGUGAUUCUCCAGGGUGGCCUGUACAUCUUCGGCGCCUUCUUAUAUGCGGUUCGGUUUCCAGAGUGCAAGUGGCCGGGCGCCUUCGACAUCUGGGGAAGCUCUCACCAGAUCUUCCACGUCUGCGUUUUGCUGGCGGCGUCGUCGCAUUUGUACGGCAUGAUCAAGGCGUUCGACUUCCAUCACGGCAUUCUCGAGGCACAGUGCUGA
Thermothelomyces thermophilus ATCC 42464 is the source of this 978-nucleotide messenger RNA. RefSeq lists its product as uncharacterized. Gene Ontology annotation, molecular function: signaling receptor activity. Lineage: Eukaryota; Fungi; Ascomycota; Sordariomycetes; Sordariales; Chaetomiaceae. Gene Ontology annotation, cellular component: membrane. Bases 1 to 978 code for a protein of 325 amino acids. The record is from RefSeq and is a predicted model, not a curated record. The transcript has 4 exons.